Molecule: messenger RNA, 2233 nt
Organism: Leptopilina heterotoma
Lineage: Eukaryota; Metazoa; Arthropoda; Insecta; Hymenoptera; Figitidae
Exons: 10
Coding region: 314-1723 (469 amino acids)
Source: RefSeq, a predicted model, not a curated record
UGUAAAACACGAAACAAUUUUGAAAAUGUGUUCCUACUUAUUAUUCGGAAUUUUUGCCUAAAUUAAAAGUGUUUUGUGAAAAAUUGUAAUUUUUGUGACUGUGGAAAACUUUUCGGAGUUUCUGUGACAAAAUAAGUGGACAAAUUUCAGUGUAAAGGAAAUUUUUACUAAUUUUGUAAAUCGUUAAUUUUAUGUAAGUUGAACAAUGGUGAAUUUUGUGAAAAAGUUACCAAUCGCCAAAAAAAACCAGCAGAUGACAGUGAAUUAAGGAAGAAUUAUCGAGUGAAAAAUUCAGUAUCUGGGAUGAACAGUCAUGACACCAGGAGCAGCCCUAAUGGUUCUGCUAUCAUUAAUGAUGACAAGUUCCGCCAUGACGAACUCAUCAUCACGGGCACAUCACACCCUCACCAGGAAGGUUUCGAGUGUGAAACUGAAGAGCGGUUACAUGGAAAUUGUUCAGGAAGAAACGUGCUCGGAUUCUCUUAUUCGACUGUAUUGCAGAUCACUGAGAUCGAUCAUUUUCGUUCUGGAAGCCGAAUAUCAUCUCCACGAAAGCAAGCACUGCGGUUACGAUAUAAAAGCUGUCGAAAGAGAACGUCAAAAAAAGUUACGUCAAUUAGAAGAACAAAAUCGAUUUUACAACGUAAAACUUGCAAGAUACAUGCGAGAACUUUACAUGGUGAAAGAAGAAAAAAAGUCGACCCAUGUUGAUUUUAGAUCGUCAUUGAACAGAAGAUGCUCAGGACAACAACAUUGUAGAUACAAAAUGUCCUCGGAUCAUCCUGGACCUCCUAUUUGGAAUCCAGCAAACAUUCGUGUAAAAUAUGCAUGUAUACCUGAAGUAGAAAUAAAAAAAUAUUGCAAUCUACAUGUGAAGGUGAUAGAGGGGGAGGAAGGUUACAUCAGAAAUCCAGGAUAUCCUCUCUAUUAUCUUGGAGAAAAUUCUUGUGGGUGGAUAUUUAGAUCUCUCCCUGGGCAGAGGAUAGAGCUGACAAUUCACGACCUCCAUAUUCGCGCUCAUGAGCUGGAUGGAAGCUGUGUGGAUGUCAUAAGAAUAAGAGACAGUGGCAAAACAGUUUACGAAAAUUGUGGAACCGCUGCUGGAAUUACUGUAAUUUCAAAUACAAAUUUAGUAACAGUUGACCUAGUUGCAUCGAAGAAUUUGUAUCCUGCUCGUGGAUUUUUGUUGCAAUAUAAAGUUUUAGGUUGUCCUGACGUAUCAGCACCAAACGGAAGCAUUGUGUCGAAUGGAACCCUUGAAACUAGAACUUUCCAGUGUCGAAUGGGUACGAUAUUUCCGGACUCAAAGCAAAGAACAAAAACAAUCGUUUGCAAAAAUGGUCGAUGGGACAUAAGCAUUCAAACUCUGACAAGUUGUGUUGCGUCGUCAGCAUUAAUUCUCAAGACUGAAGCAGAGGAGAAUCAUUUGUCCAGUCUAUCUGGUGACGACUUGGGUUCAGAGGUGAGAAGUGGUGGUGUUGGAUACGAAAACGCAGUCGCGGGUUUCUCAACUCCAGUUAUGGAUUCGGCGCAAAACAUGUUGAAGGAACCAGACUACAUCGUAGAUUUCAUUUUACCAACCGUCCUGAUUGCCUUGCUUUUCGUUGGAAAUGCUGUCAUUGUCUAUGUCAUUUUCCAGUACAGAAAAAGGAAAGCACCGUCUGAGGGUCACGUGGAGGAAGUUGCUUUAGACGCUGCGAAUGGAGGAGUUCCUCCAGUUUAGUUGGAAGGCUACUAAAGAUUAGUUUAGGACAAACGAGAGUAUCUAAUUAUGGCCUAAGAUUAUACUCAAAAACAACAGAAAAGAGGAGUCAUGAGAGUUUAUAAGAAAUCAACUCUUCGAUUUCUCUUAAUUUUUCAUGAACUCAUUUUAUCGGCGCGUGGCUCACUCGCUCUCGCACACACUAUUGCAUUUCCGAGUUCUGUUUUUCCUCAAAAAGAAAAUAAGGACGAUAUGAACAAACUGAAUUAUAAUUCAUCCAUGUGCCAGAGAGCAGAUACCCUAUGGCGUGUCUGCCCUCAAAAAUUCCUCUGCUUUUAUUUUUCUACCUUUUGUCAUCUCUCUUGCGCAAACAUUUCUCUUCAUCUGUUACAUUCUCAUUUUACGUUUAAUUUUUACUAAUGAUGUCACAGUUAUAUUAUUAUAAAUAUGUACUUUUAAUUAUUUACAAAGUUGUAUUAUAAUGUAGGAAGUUAUGUGUAUAAUAAAUAAAUAUAUAAUUAUAUAAAUAUA